Scaptodrosophila lebanonensis is the source of this 1175-nucleotide messenger RNA. RefSeq lists its product as uncharacterized. The transcript is spliced from 7 exons. The coding region runs from base 153 to 716 and encodes 187 amino acids. Lineage: Eukaryota; Metazoa; Arthropoda; Insecta; Diptera; Drosophilidae. The record is from RefSeq and is a predicted model, not a curated record.
UUCUCGGAAUUAAAAUCGUUUUCGGCAAUAGUGUAAAAUUAUUCAGUAGGUACAAAUGCAAAAAUUCAGCUCCACCUGAAAGAAUACGUUUACUUCGUGCAUAUAUCUCUGUUCAGCGAUCAAAAAGCUAUUAGUUGCACAAAACAAUCGACAUGGCCCAUCGCAUUAUGGCUAGCGCUAAAGGGUUGCGCCCUCUCAUGGCACCCAUAACAAGGCUGGGUCCGCAGGCCACUAUUCAAAUUCGUCACGGCUGCAUACUUUGUAAGCCUCCUGUUCCUUGGCUGCAGAAGCCCAGUUUGGUAUUUUCAAAGGAAGCAGUUACACAUCAUUGGGGGGCACUUCCCAUAAUUAUAUUCACAAUUACUGGCUUCACUUUGGAGUGUCUUUAUAUAUUACGUCAGAGCCUAACACGCGAUGAUGUAUAUUAUACCAAAAAUCCUCCUCCAUGUGAAAUUGUUGAGACACGGAAGGGGUAUCCGCCUCCCAUACGUAAGAUGUUGACGUUUAAUCAAAAGUACACAAACCCACCAGGACUAAUAGAGGCUAUUCAAGGUGAUGCGUCUGGUCCAGCACCUGCUGAUGACGAUAAAAAGCCGUCCGCUAGAACCGCUGGUGCAGGGUCCAGUUCAAAGCCCGGUGGCAAGGCCAACGGCAAGAUGGUUGCCGCUCAUGCCGCCUUGUCGGCGGUUGCUCUGUGUGUGGCCCUACUUGCUUGAACAAAGCACCUUCGGCACGCAUUUCGAAUUGCAUUUGAGAAUACUGAAUCAAGAUUUAAAUAUUAUUUGCUUUUGGAGAGUAUCCCGAGUGUUUGUGGCGCAUAUAUGGCAUUUCCAAUUGGACUGAGAAAUGUCAUAUAUUGCCCCUAUAAUGUUUAGCUUGGAGGUCGUGUGCGAAUUAAUACGCCGACGUCAUUGUAGAGUCAAUAUGGACAUUUAUGUUUUUGUCCAUUUUUUAGACGGCAAGAAGAAGAAAAAGUAAGAAGCAAACAGUCCCGGCCGGAGUUAUUGGAAUUCGCAAAAAGGAUGCGCGCACAAACGAAUUUUCGUUUCACAAUUGGCCUGCUCGGAAUGUAUACGAUAAGCACGCGAAUGCGAUAAAUUGGAAUGAAACUCAUUUGGAAGCAAACACAUAAUUAUUUGAAUACGAUUUGAAAUAAAGUUAAAUUAAAAGUAUUA